Dermatophagoides farinae (American house dust mite) is the source of this 3012-nucleotide messenger RNA. NCBI's taxonomy places the organism in Eukaryota, Metazoa, Arthropoda, Arachnida, Sarcoptiformes, Pyroglyphidae. The record is from RefSeq and is a predicted model, not a curated record.
UUGACCAUUUUGAUUAUUUUUUUUCUCUAUAUAUUUUCUUGUGUUAUAUAUAUAUACAUGUGUGUCUAACAUUAUACACACACGCAUAUACACACGAUUGUUAUGAUAUUUUGAGUCAAGGAAACUCAAGACAAAAAAAAAAUAGGAGAAAAUAGCAAAAAAAAUAAUUUCUACGUUUGUUUUUUUUUACAUUUCAACUUUUUCGUUGUCGAGCAACUAACAAACAAAACGGCAAAAACAAAAACAAAAUCAAACAAAUAGAAUCUCGAUAUAUUUCAAGUCAUUUUGGGAAGCUAAAAAAUCAAACUAAUCAUUUGACUAGAAUAUAUAUAUAUAUGUGCAAAGCGACAACAACAUCAACAACGAAACGUUUCACAUAUAUAUAAUUUUUUGUGGUUGAAAAAAAAAAUUCUCUACACACUUGCAAUAUAUUUAUUGGUCAUUGAUUUUUUUCAAUUAUUUGUUUAUUUAUUUAUUUAUGUUUCAUGUGAAAUUCUUUCUUCAAGAAGAAUAAGAAGAAGUUGAAUAAACAAAAAAAAAACAAAAAUCGAAUCAAAAUGAUGCCCGGAGCUCAUUCAGGGCAAACCUUAAAUGAUCGUCUUAAUGCAGCACGUUAUGCAUUAGCCGGUCAAGGUUUAGCUCGUGUUGUUUGUAAAGCUACCACUGAAGAAAUGAUUGCACCGAAAAAGAAACAUAUUGAUUAUUUAUUACAAUGUACUGAUGAACCAAACGUAUCGAUACCUCAAUUGGCCAAUCUAUUGAUUGAACGUACACAACAAUCUAGUUGGGUUGUAGUGUUCAAAGCAUUGGUUACCGUACAUCAUCUUAUGUGUUAUGGAAAUGAACGUUUUACACAAUAUCUUGCAUCAAGUAAUUGUAAUUUUCAGCUAAAUAAUUAUCUGGAUAAAGCAGCACCAAAAGGUUAUGAUAUGUCAAUAUUUAUAAGACGUUAUGCACGUUAUAUUAAUACAAAAGCACUUUCAUAUCGUACGGUUGCUUUUGAUUUUACCAAAGUCAAACGAGGUGAUGAAGGUCAAUUACGACAGAUGGGUAUGGAAAAAUUAUUGAAAACAAUACCUGUAUUACAGACACAGAUCGAUACAUUAUUGGAAUUUGAUUGUAAUGCAAAUGAUUUAACUAAUGGCGUUAUCAAUGCAGCAUUUUUUUUGCUAUUCAAAGACAUUAUUCGUUUAUUUGCAUGCUAUAAUGAUGGUAUUAUAACGUGUUUGGAAAAAUAUUUUGAAUUAACAAACAAAAAAAUGGCACGUGAAACAUUGGAUAUUUAUAAAAAAUUUCUAACACGUAUGAAUAAAGUUGGUGAAUUUUUAAAAGUAGCCGAAAUGGCCGGUAUUGAUCGUGGUGAAAUACCUGAUCUAACUAAAGCACCAAGUAGCCUUUUAGAGGCUAUGGAACAACAUUUGGCUGCAAUGGAAGGUCGAAAACCAGGAACAACAUCAAAUGGUGAUAAUAAACCACCAGUGGAUGAACAAACGACGGUGAAAAAAGCUAUUGAAGAAGAAGAAAAAUUCCUUAAUAAAUUAAAGAACGAAUCUUCGGAAAAUUCGGAAAAACAUAUUCAAGAGAAAAAAGUGAACAAUCCAUUUUUGGCAAUAUCCAGUGGUGGUGGUGGUGGUGGUGGUGGUGGUAAUAAAAAUGAAAAUUCUAAUCAAGAUGAAUUGGCAAAAAAAUCCAAUGAUAUGAUCGAUUUAUUGAUGGAUGGCGGUAGUAGUGGUAAUAAUAGUGCUGAAAAAACAUCAAAUGCUGAUCUAUUCUCAUUGGAUACAAAUGCAUCAUCAUCAUCGGCAAUGGCUGCCAAUAAUCCAUUUGCCGAUAUAUUAAGUUCAUUGAGUAUUACACCGGCAAAUAAUGCCACUUCUUCAGCAACUACUACAACUAGCGCUGGUGCUGGUGCUGGUGGUGGUGGUGGUGAUGAUUUUGCUACAUCCGAUGGUUUUGCUGCUGCAUUCGGAACUUCCAGUAAUUCCAAUAUUGUGAAAGCACCACCAGUCAUGACCAUGUAUCCAGAAUCAACAACUAAAAAAUCACCUACUAUUGAUGGUUUCGAUGCAUUCGGUGAUGUAUUACAGCCACAGAAUGUUAGUACAUUGAUACAGAAUCAAAAAUCAUUGAUGAAUUCAAUCGAUAUGACCAAUAAUAAUAAUGGUUUCAACAAUAUGUUCAACAAUCAUAUUAAUAAUAAUAAUCAUAUAGUGCCAACAAUAUCUUCCUCAACAACAAUAAUGCCGUCAUCAACGACAACACUUUUAUCAUCAUCAACAUCCACAUCAUCAUCAGUGCCAACAAGUUCCUCAAAUCCAACAACUGGUAUACUAGUUAAAGGUGAUCUCGAUGCUACAUUAGCUAGUUUAGCUCAAAAUCUUGAUAUCAAUGGUCUCAAAGGAGCUGGCAACUAUAAAAGGGGACAACAAUUUAAUCCAAGUCCAAAAAGUACAAUGAAAACUGGUGGUGGUAGUACAUUAUCAUCAUCAUCAUCAACAACAACAACAAUGAAUGGUACUAAUGGUGGUGGAUCAAUAUCACCAUCAAUGAUGAUGAGAAAUACAUCAACAACUGCUAAUUGGAAUCGUCCAUCUAUGAUAAUACCUCCAUCAUCAUGGACUGCAACAACAUCGGUUACAGGAUCAACGCAACAACCAGCCAUGAUAAUGCCAAUGAUUGGUGGUGGUAUACCAUCAACAGCAUUAUUUGCUGCAGCCGCUCAACAGCAGCAGCCACAAACAACAACAAUGAUGAUGGGCAAUUCAUUUGCGAUACGACAACCAUCAAUGAUACCCGGUGCCGUACCUAUAUUGCCACCAACUGUGAAUGCAUCCACAUUGUCCAGUAUAUUGGCCGGUCAAAAACAACAACAACAAACACUACUACUAAUAAUAAUAAUAAUAAUCAUCAAUCGAUCCAUUUGGAGCACUUUGAAUGAAUAAACCAUUUUGAAAACAGCCAAUGAAGUACAAAACAUCAAAACAAGAAACAAAAAAAAAAAAAAAAUUUCAA